Trematomus bernacchii (emerald rockcod) is the source of this 1226-nucleotide messenger RNA. RefSeq names its product cytochrome c-a. NCBI's taxonomy places the organism in Eukaryota, Metazoa, Chordata, Actinopteri, Perciformes, Nototheniidae. The record is from RefSeq and is a predicted model, not a curated record. Gene Ontology annotation, molecular function: electron transfer activity; heme binding. Gene Ontology annotation, biological process: mitochondrial electron transport, cytochrome c to oxygen; mitochondrial electron transport, ubiquinol to cytochrome c. The coding region runs from base 232 to 549 and encodes 105 amino acids. Gene Ontology annotation, cellular component: mitochondrial intermembrane space. The transcript has 3 exons.
CGAGUUUAUCCGAAAGUUUUAUCACUGCUUAUUCAAUCCGACCCAACCCCUUCCUUCCUACAUUUGGGAGCAGAUCCGGUCGUGUACUUGUUCGAGUAGUUUAAAAGGGAAAACAGCUAGAAACUUUAGCAAACAACAACAACAAUCACAUUCUUUGGAAAGGGGAGGACACUUUUACCUGGAGGUCCUUGAACUACACACAGCAUUAUUUGGUAGACUACGCUCCUGGUCAUGGGGGACAUCAACAAAGGGAAGAAGGUAUUUGUUCAGAAAUGCUCCCAGUGUCACACAGUGACAGAGGGGGGGCGUCACAAGACGGGACCCAACCUGUGGGGUCUGUUUGGGAGGAAGACAGGACAGGCAUCUGGCUACAAGUACACACAGGCCAACAUCGACAAAGGCAUCAUAUGGGAUGAGGAAACCCUGAUCGUCUACCUUCAAAACCCUAAGAAGUACAUUCCUGGUACCAAGAUGAUCUUCAGUGGGAUCAGAAAGAAAAGGGAAAGAGUGGAUAUUAUAGCGUAUCUAAAGGACUCCACCUCUGAAUAAACUGACAAACAAAACACACACACACACACACAGCUGUGGACAGAAGCACUGUACAUUUAGGAAAAACAAUAGAGUGUAUUCUUUGUUUUAAAGUAGAGUUAAAGUUCUCUUUCUGCAUUUUGUUACAUUACAGCAUUGCUCCCACACAGCUUUUGUGUGAGACUGUUUUUAAUUAUCGUAUGAGUCAGCCUUCGUGUGUUUUCCAGACAUUUCUCAGUCGAGGCUUCUUAAAGAGGCAGCCUUCCUUUGGGACUUUCGAAAAACAGUUGUUUACCAUUUACUACUGCUCGCACAAACUCUGCAUGUUUGCUACUUUAACUCUCGCUGCACAGCUCAUGUUCAGGUCUAUUUUUCUAUUAUAUUUUGUUUACUACUCGUAGAGCUUUUCUCUAAAGUCUCAAUACUUUGAAAAACUGUUUGACGGUGCUGGAUUGUAUUAUAUUUCCUCUUUUUAAGCUACUUGGUGUGAUUACUUUCACGAGAGCGGCACUUUAAUAUGAGUGUGUUUUGUAUUCAUUCAUUUAUGAAUGAAUGUGUUUCUGACUUAAGAACUGGAAUGUCAAACUGAUUUGUCAUUUAUAUAAAGUUGCUUUUUGUUACUCUAUUUUUACUUUUCUAGACAAUACCUUGACCUUGACUUGAAUAAAUUAAUGUGGCAAUAAAAUAUUUCUACUUGA